Molecule: messenger RNA, 569 nt
Organism: Dipodomys ordii (Ord's kangaroo rat)
Lineage: Eukaryota; Metazoa; Chordata; Mammalia; Rodentia; Heteromyidae
Product: tubulin alpha chain-like
Biological process (GO): microtubule cytoskeleton organization; mitotic cell cycle
Cellular component (GO): cytoplasm; microtubule
Molecular function (GO): structural constituent of cytoskeleton; GTP binding
Source: RefSeq, a predicted model, not a curated record
CUGUAGCAGAGAUCACCAAUGCUUGCUUUGAGCCAGCCAACCAGAUGGUGAAAUGUGACCCUGCCCAUGGUAAAUACAUGGCCUGCUGCCUGUUGUACCGUGGUGAUGUGGUUGCCAAAGAUGUUAAUGCUGCCAUUGCCACCAUCAAGACCAAGCGCAGCAUCCAGUUUGUGGAUGGCUGUCCCACUGGUUUCAAGGUUGGCAUUAAUUACCAGCCUCCCACUGUGGCUCCUGGUGAAGACCUGGCCAAGGUACAGCGUGCUGUGUGCAUGCUGAGCAACACCACAGCCAUUGCUGAGGCCUGCGCUCACCUGGACCACAAGUUUGACCUGAUGUAUGCCAAGCGUGCCUUUGUCCACUGGUAUGUGGGUGAGGGGAUGGAGGAAGGAGAGUUUUCUGAGGCCCGUGAGGACAUGGCUGCCUUAGAGAAGGAUUAUGAGGAGGUUGGUGUGGAUUCUGUGGAAGACGAGGUGAGGAAGAAGGAGAGGGUACUAAUCACUCAUUCCUUUGACCCUGCAGCAUGCCAGGCUCCCAGAACUUCAGCUUCACCAUUAGCUGGCAGUCACUAA